GGCCCGGAAGGGAGCAGGAUGGCGGCGCUGGACAGUGACAGCGAAGAGGACCUGGUCAGCUAUGGGACGGGCCUGGAGCCUCUGGAAGAAGGUGAAAGACCAAAGAAGCCAAUUCCUCUUCAGGAUCAGACUGUCAGAGAUGAAAAAGGAAGGUAUAAACGAUUUCACGGAGCCUUUAGUGGAGGGUUCUCCGCUGGGUACUUCAAUACUGUUGGCUCUAAAGAAGGAUGGACACCCUCUACUUUUAUAUCUUCACGACAGAAUAGAGCAGACAAAUCUGUUCUUGGUCCUGAAGAUUUUAUGGAUGAAGAGGAUCUUAGUGAAUUUGGGAUAGCACCUAAAGCAAUUGUUACCACAGAUGAUUUUGCUUCAAAAACCAAAGAUAGAAUACGAGAGAAGGCCAGACAAUUGGCAGCAGCUACGGCCCCUAUUCCUGGAGCUACUCUGCUUGAUGACCUCAUAACACCAGCAAAAUUAUCUGUUGGUUUUGAAUUACUAAGAAAAAUGGGUUGGAAGGAAGGACAAGGAGUUGGUCCUCGUGUAAAGAGAAGGCCACGCCGACAAAAACCUGACCCUGGAGUAAAAAUCUACGGCUGUGCAUUACCCCCUGGAAGCUCUGAAGGUUCUGAGGAAGAAGAUGAUGACUACUUGCCUGAUAAUGUGACCUUUGCACCCAAAGACGUCACACCUGUGGAUUUUACACCUAAGGAUAAUGUACACGGACUGGCUUACAAGGGCCUGGAUCCCCACCAAGCACUUUUUGGAACUUCAGGAGAACAUUUGAAUCUUUUCAGUGGAGGAUCUGAGGGGACCAGCAAUCUUCUUGGAGAUAUUGGACUGAAUAAAGGAAGAAAAUUGGGAAUUUCAGGCCAGGCUUUUGGUGUGGGUGCCCUAGAAGAGGAAGAUGAUGAUAUCUACGCCACAGAAACUCUAUCCAAGUAUGACACUGUUUUAAAGGAUGAGGAACCUGGAGAUGGACUUUAUGGCUGGACAGCACCCAAGCAAUACAAAAGUCAGAAAGAAUCAGAGAAAGAUCUUCGAUAUAUUGGCAAAAUUUUGGAUGGAUUUUCCUUGGCUUCUAAAUCUUUAUCAUCUAAGAAAAUUUAUCCACCCCCUGAAUUGCCAAAAGACUACCGACCGGUGCAUUAUUUCAGACCCGUGGUAACUGCAGCCUCGGAGAACUCCCACUUACUUCAGGUGUUAUCAGAGUCAUCUGGAAAGGCAACACAAGACCCAGGGACACAUAGUAGGCACCAGCUGAAUGCCUGCAAGCGAGCAGAGUUGCUAGGAGAGACGCCUGUUCAAGGUUCAGCUACUUCAGUGUUAGAGUUCCUGUCCCAAAAAGAUAGAGAGAGAAUCAAAGAAUUGAAGCAGGCAACUGACCUGAAAGCAGCUCAACUCAAGGCCAGGAGUCUGGCCCAGAAUGCCUCAAGCAGCAGACUUCAACCCUCGUCACCAGACCUCGGACACUGCUCUUGGCGCAUGGCCUUGGGUGCUGGGACAGCCACCACAGGAGCCAGCAACUUCAAACCUUUUGCUAAAGAUCCAGAAAAACAAAAACGAUAUGAAGAGUUCUUAGUACAUGUGAAAAAGGGUCAGAAAGAUGCUCUGGAACGUUGCCUGGAUCCUAGUAUGACCGAAUGGGAGCGAGGCCGUGAGCGGGAAGAGUUUGCUCGGGCAGCCCAGCUGUACGUGUCUUCCCAUUCAACCUUGUCCUCCAGGUUCACUCAUGCCAAGGAGGAAGAUGAUUCAGAUCAAGUUGAAGUCCCUCGGGACCAAGAGAAUGAUGUCAAUGACAAGCAGUCAGCUGUGAAGAUGAAGAUGUUUGGAAAGCUUACCCGAGACACGUUUGAGUGGCACCCUGACAAGCUUCUGUGUAAGAGGUUUAACGUCCCUGACCCUUAUCCAGAUUCAACUUUAGUUGGCCUACCAAGAGUGAAACGUGACAAAUACUCAGUCUUCAACUUUUUGACAUUACCAGAGACAUCUUCCUCGCCCACAACCCAAGCAUCAAGUGACAAAGUACCACAGCACCGCGGUCCUGACAAGUCAAGGAAACCAUCCAGGUGGGAUACAUCUAAACAAGAAAAGAAAGAAGAUUCCAUUAGUGAAUUUUUAAGUUUGACUAGAUCAAAAGUUGGUCCACCUAAACAAGAGUCCAGUCCCAUAGUGAACAAAGAGGAGGAGCAUGUACCGGAACCACUCUCAAAUAAGAUGGUAAACAAAGAUGUGGAUUCACCGACUGAGGGAGAAGGUAGCCGCCCAUCCAUGGACUUAUUCAAGGCCAUCUUUGCCAGCUCCUCUGAUGAAAAGUCCUCAUCCUCUGAGGAUGAACAAGGCGACAGUGAGGAUGACCAGGAGGGUACUGAAGAGGCCACCUUCAGAAGUUCCCAAGAGACCGACUUGGGGGAAACCUCAUCUUUGGCACAUGCUAGUGAGCCGGUCCCUCCUGAACCCACACCCUUCCCUAUACAAAAGAUGGAGAUUGAUGAAAGAGAAGAGUUUGGCCCACGACUGCCUCCUGUCUUCUGUCCCAAUGCUCGUCAGAAACUUGAGAUACCUCAAAAGGGGAAACAUAAAAAGAAUAAAGAAAAACACAAGAACAAGAAAGAGCACAGACGAAAGAAAGAGAAGAAAAAGAAACACAAGAAGCACAAACACAAAAGUAAGCAAAAGAAUAAAAAAUCAGAGAAAAGUAGCAGUUCUGAGAGUACUGACAGCAGCGACAGUCAGAGUGAUGAAGAAGGGACCACUGACCUGUCACCCCAGGAACUGCUGAGACGACUGAAAUGUCUCCCACUAAGAAGGCAGUAAUUGAAUUCUGCCCUGGCCUGUCCCAGGAUCAGAUCUCCUCUAUGAUGGAAACUCAUUGACUGUUCAGUUAAUGUAUUGUACAGAUUGUAUUUAUAUGUAAAUUCCUGCUGUAAAAUAAUUUUUAAAACCUUGCCAUUUCAAAGUCUGCCUUGAAAGGUUGUAGAAAUUGAUUUCUAUUUUUAACUUUAGUUAGUGUCACAGGGAGAAAUUCAGACUGAACAGUUUAAUUAAAGUGGCAUUUUUCUA
Sciurus carolinensis (gray squirrel) is the source of this 3060-nucleotide messenger RNA. RefSeq names its product G-patch domain containing 1 (gene Gpatch1). Gene Ontology annotation, biological process: mRNA processing. The transcript is spliced from 20 exons. The coding region runs from base 19 to 2814 and encodes 931 amino acids. Gene Ontology annotation, cellular component: nucleus. The record is from RefSeq and is a predicted model, not a curated record. NCBI's taxonomy places the organism in Eukaryota, Metazoa, Chordata, Mammalia, Rodentia, Sciuridae. Gene Ontology annotation, molecular function: RNA binding.